AUGUUUGUUCUUGUGCCAGGAGCCACUAAAGCUGAAGCGUUUGCAAUUGGCCGUCGUAUUGCUGAAGACGUCACUAAAGCCAAUCCUACUCCUGUUGUACUGAAAUUGGAGAAGGUUUAUAUGGGAUGUGUUCUGGAAACGAAGAAGCGAUACGCUGGAUGGAUGUACGAGAGUGAAGACGAUGAAAAAGGUCAACUGGACGCGAAAGGGGUUGAGACAAUUCGCAGGGAUACGUGCAUGGUUGUUGCAAAUGUUCUGGAGCGUAGCUUGAAGCUGAUCUUCGCUCAGGACUGGCGAGCUCUGAGUACGUAUCUUAACACGAAGUUGUCCCGACUUCAAGACCUGCCGUACACGGACUUCAUCUUCUGUAAAGAAUUUCGGGGGCAUUAUGCUGACAACGCCCCUGUCCCACAGUUGAAAGUUGGCAAUGCGGCUUACUGCCGAGAAUCCUGCUCACAUUGCCCUCGUUGUGAGAAUCGUCCUACCAUUCACUUUACUUACUACGCUCAUGUACACAUUCUUCCUGCCCUUCGACGAGUUACUGAUCUCCUGCCACUUACUAUAACGUGGCGUGCAGACGCCGCAUCACUCUGUUUCACGCCAGGAUGCCUGACAGCAGGUGGAGAUCCAUGGUGUUCUUGUUGUGUAGAAUAUGGUUCCACAUUUCGAUUUGCUCUCGCUUCAUUAGCCCGUGAAGAGCGAUUGCGGGCCAUUGCGCGGCUUGCCUGCAGUCGUUGUCAAAAUGGUGUCCAUUGUGAUAUGAAUCAGUGCCAGAAUCACAGCUGCAGUGUUAAAAAAGUGAGUUGUUCUGCUGAAUAA
Messenger RNA from Cooperia oncophora, 819 nucleotides. NCBI's taxonomy places the organism in Eukaryota, Metazoa, Nematoda, Chromadorea, Rhabditida, Trichostrongylidae. The record is from the annotation of a GenBank genome assembly.